CACGAAGCUGGCUUUUUUCCGUCUCCCCCUGACGCCAAAACGAGCUUCCACAUACAAAUCGGCAGCCCGACGUUCGCAAUAAUGGGCGAGGUGAUCCGUGUGCUGCUGCUCAAUCCGCUGACGAGCGUCACGUCGCUCGUGUGUCUGCAGCGCCCACUCGAAUGGGAAGGUGUGCUGAGCGACUUCUACCAGGUCAUCACCAACUCGGACGAUGACCCGGCACCCAGCAUCCUAGCCAAGUGCAAAGUGCUGCUACACCCUACCAAGUCCAAGAACGAGAAAGGCGUCGUGAUCCGGAAGAACGCGCUGGAUCGGUCCAUUCGGGACGGAGAUCUGCUGUCACUCGAGGGUUUCCAGCUCGAUGAGGCCACAGGACCCCCACCCGAGCUGUUGGACAUUAUGGACACGUUGGACUUUGAUGUUCCCGUCGACUUUGGCGCUGGAUUAGCCCCAUCGGACAACUUAAACUCGACUGGAGAUGCAGUGGCCAAGGUGACGCCUGAACCCAUGAUUAAGCCCAUGAUUAAGCCUGUAGGACAGAUGCAGCCUCCUGCUGGAGCUUCUCGCGGAAAUUCACGCAAAACGAAGCGCGGACGAAGUUUAUCCUCCAAGUUCUGGCUUGUUAAUAAGCUUGCUGCCAGCGGCAAGAUCAGUAAGGAGCAGAAGGACUCGCUCAAGAUGCUACUCAUUGCUUCAGACGACUCGGCGCUGCACAAGGCUUUCGAACACUAUGAGGAGACUGGAGAUCUCGAUACGCUGCUGAACUUGCAGGCAAACUCGAAAAAAUCAUUUGCCGGCUUGCCUCCGCUCUCCACGGAAGCCUUCGACUUUCAGCUCACACAGAACAUCGAGAACGAGCUGGACUUGCUGUCCAUGCGAAGCUUCAAUGUUGGCGGUGGUGCUGGGGCUGCAAACUCUCCAGUAAACCAGGCAGUUACUCCUGCUACCGUGCCGCCGGUGAACAAUGGAAGCAACAGCAGCGCUGCUGAUAGCAAUGAGCCGAUCCCGUUCUCAAGCUCGAACGGAGACCUCUUGGACCCGUUAGACGUGCUGUUAGAACCCUCACUGGACUCGCUGCCUAUGCCUAUUGGCCAUGGCGAUGAUCAGAACUUGCCGUCAGCACUACCUGGUGACCUACACGGCAUGGAGGAAUGGCUUAAGGAUUAGAUUAAGGUGUGAAGUGGUGUCUGUAGUCAAAUAAGCAAGCAGAAGGUCGAAAGUAGGCAAACAGAGUGAUGAAAAGGGAAGCAAACAGGGCCACGUGAGCUACCGGACAAAACUGAAGUGCUAUCGAUAGGGAGUGGAGUGAGUAAAAGAGUGAGUGGAAUUCUUGUGCAGCUUCCCAAGACAUUUAUCAAGUCUGCAAAAGCCUCCCAGCAGACAAAAUGGCCGCUCUACCAGCCUGGAACUUCCUUCUUUUCCCACACGUCCGUAAUGUGCGGGCCAUUGGACGCGUCGAGCGGCGUGUCCUUGAGGAAGUCCUGGCGCUUUUCUUCGUCCAUCAUACUCGCCCGGUAGCACAGAUACAUGUUCUUCCACGUGAACUUGCACUCGUCCACUUGGCCGUAUCGGUAAAAAUGCUCCAUUUGGUUGCCAGGUGCUGGUUAUCGAACAAUGAACAGCACCGUUAGUCAAUGCCAUUCUCCUCCACACAACUCAAAAGGUGCAGCACGUUUGUUGAGAUGGAGACAAUUACGUACUGACGCAGUAAAACGACCGGUCUAGGAACCACCGACACGCCAUCUUCUUAUCAGUCUCGCCACUCUCUUGUUUCCUGAGCUUCUCUUCGUGCAGGUAUCGAGCCGUACGCUCCGAAUUCGACGCCUGCGAGUCCAUGUCUGUUCCACUGUAGCAGACAAUACUUAUGACCAAAUAUGCAUAUCAAAAAAGGCAA
This is a messenger RNA of Phytophthora nicotianae INRA-310, 1894 nucleotides long. RefSeq lists its product as hypothetical. The coding region runs from base 82 to 1167 and encodes 361 amino acids. NCBI's taxonomy places the organism in Eukaryota, Oomycota, Peronosporomycetes, Peronosporales, Peronosporaceae. The transcript is spliced from 2 exons. The record is from RefSeq and is a predicted model, not a curated record.